AAAUCAAUUCUCCGCUUUAUUUGGAAAAUGGCAGCAGGUUUUUCUAUCGGUCCCUUGUCUGUCAAUGGUUUGACAAAUCCGCAAGCAAUAGUGCUUUUCGUCUCAUGCACUUUUGGGGGUUUGUUCAUUUGGUUCGUGUGCUGCAGAAGAAGAAGAAACCGGGACCGGGAGUGUCAGCAACUUCAGCAACGGCAGCAACCGAUGGAUGGGAUUGUCCGCGUAGUGGAGAUGAGUAUUCGCACCGGAAAUUCUGAAAGAGAGGCUUCUGCUGGACCCCAGACAGCAAGGCUUCCGAUGAUGCAUAAGCCCGCGGACUACCCUCGGCCGAGGAAUAUGGUACAAUCCAGGGGUACUUAGAUCGGAAGAUACAAGAAACAGUUGACUCGAUUUUUGGGUGGUGAUCCACAGCUAUAGUUUUCUGUUUUCUUUCAGCUAUAAUUUUUUGUUUCUUAUAAAUUUUCUGCUGUUUA
Rubroshorea leprosula is the source of this 470-nucleotide messenger RNA. NCBI's taxonomy places the organism in Eukaryota, Viridiplantae, Streptophyta, Magnoliopsida, Malvales, Dipterocarpaceae. The record is from the annotation of a GenBank genome assembly.